Molecule: messenger RNA, 3535 nt
Organism: Chinchilla lanigera (long-tailed chinchilla)
Lineage: Eukaryota; Metazoa; Chordata; Mammalia; Rodentia; Chinchillidae
Gene: Ptpn7
Product: protein tyrosine phosphatase, non-receptor type 7
Exons: 10
Coding region: 332-1420 (362 amino acids)
Biological process (GO): protein dephosphorylation
Molecular function (GO): protein tyrosine phosphatase activity
Source: RefSeq, a predicted model, not a curated record
GGGGAUGGGCAGGAGGAGGAAGGAAACACCCCCGGCCUGCCUCCCUGGACAGAGAGAGACCCCAGAAGCCAGAAAUGAACUUGCGAGUGGAACCACCAGCAGUUAAAAGAGGACCCCGUCUACCCGUGUCCCCAACUGGCUCCAGUGCUGUUACCCGCCCCCAGUUUGUCAUUCGGACGAGGCCUGCUGUUUAGACUCAGAGACGAUUUCUGUGCGCUUCUUCCCAUACUUCUGCGUGACAGUUUACGUUCCUUUCCUUGCCUUUUCUCACCUGGACCCCAGGGAACAGCAUGGCUGAGUGAGCCGCCCCUGGGCCCGCACCCACCCCAGCAUGGUCCAGGCCUGUGGGGGGUGCUCCAGAGAACAGUCGCUGGCCUUAUCUUUGGGGGCAGCCAUGACCCAGCCUCCGCCCACCAAAGCACCACCCAAGAAGCAUGUGCGGCUACAGGAGAGGAGGGGAUCCAACGUGGCUCUGAUGCUGGACGUGAGAUCCCUGGGCACCGUGGAACCCAUCUGCUCAGUGAACACGCCCCGUGAGGUCACCCUGCAUUUUCUGCGCACCGCUGGACGUCCCCUUACCUGCUGGGCCCUGCGGCACCAGCCCCCCAGCCCCAAGCAGCUGGAGGAGGAAUUCUUGAAGAUCCCCUCAAACUUUGUCAGCCCAGAAGACUUGGAUAUCCCUGGCCACGCCUCCAAAGACCGAUACAAGACUAUCUUACCAAAUCCCCAGAGCCGCGUCUGUCUUGGUCGGGCACAGAGCCAGGAGGAUGGCGACUACAUCAAUGCCAACUACAUCCGCGGCUAUGAUGGGCAGGAGAAGGUCUACAUUGCAACCCAGGGCCCCAUGCCCAACACCAUGUUGGACUUUUGGGAGAUGGUGUGGCAGGAAGAUGUGUGCCUCAUCGUCAUGCUUACACAGCUCCGUGAGGGCAAGGAGAAGUGUGUCCACUACUGGCCCACAGAAGAGGAAACUUACGGGCCCUUCCAGAUCCGCAUCCAGGACAUGAAAGAGCGUCCAGAAUACACUGUGCGGCACCUCACCAUCCAGCACCAGGAAGAAUGUCGCUCAGUAAAGCACAUCCUCUUCUCGGCCUGGCCUGACCACCAGACUCCAGAAUCGGCUGGGCCCCUGCUGCGCCUGGUGGCCGAGGUGGAUGAGAGCCCAGAGACAGCCACCAACACUGGGCCUAUUGUGGUCCACUGCAGUGCAGGGAUUGGCCGGACCGGAUGCUUCAUCGCCACCCGCAUUGGCUGCCAGCAGUUGAAGGCCCGAAGGGAAGUGGACAUCCUGGGUAUCGUGUGCCAACUGCGGCUAGACAGAGGGGGGAUGAUCCAGACCGCAGAGCAGUACCAGUUCCUGCACCACACUUUGGCCCUGUACGCAGCCCAGCUGCCCCAGGAGCCCCGCCCCGACCACUAAGCCCUCUGAGAGCCUGGAUGCCAGCCUCCCUGCAGGCCUGAGGAAGUGAGUCUGGGGAAGUGGGCCGUGUGACCGGGGACACCAGCCCAUGUGGACUUGGGGAAGGGGAGCUUCACUGGACAGCACUUAUGGGCCCAGGAAGCUGGGUCAGCAAGGGGUAGGAGCCAGGCUCCCCGAUCUUCCCCACUGCCCACUCCUCUGCCUCCUCUAGUGGCCCCAGAUGGACAGCAUGGGGAGCUUCGCCUGCCUGAGCUUAAAGACAGCAGCUGGCACUAGGGAUGGGCCGAGAAGGAAGCCCAGGUACACUCACCUUCUCGUUGUGAGCUCCAGCUUCCUCAUCUAUGACAUGGACACAAGUGCUUUGCUGCCACAAGGGAAGCAGUCAGAAAAGCUCCUAGAAGUCACCGCAGUUCUGUCCUCUCCCCCUUGGCUGGCAAGAGCGUGAUCCCAAGCUCAUCCUCCCCAAGGCCCUUCCCAAACAUAGGCCAGAUGUAAGAGCUGGGAAAGGUCUGGUUGGCCAGAUUCUUAUCAUCUUAGCAACUCUUCCCCAUACAUCUGUGAUUGCCAGAUGAACCCCCCAAAGAGAACCAGGACCCAGACUGGCCUUGCUUCCACAGCUGUGUCCCAGGAGGAGAUUACCGGGGUGACCAGGCCUGGCAGUAGAAAUCUCUAGAAGAGGGAACAUGUGGGAAUCAUUCAGAGGUCGGGAGAGUUGCACCUGCUUCCCUAAUCACCUACCACUUACCCCAGCUAAUCUCUUGUGCUCCACUUUGCUUCCAUGACUUGAGAAGAUACCCCCAAUCCCCAAGCAGUGCCAAGGAUAGAGGAGAGAAGAGGACACCAAGAGUUUGAUCUGCUUUGAGAAAACCCACCCCCACCAUACAACUGCCCUCAUCCAUCUUGGCAUCAACCCAAUUCCCAGGGGACCUCACAUCUAUCUCAGGGCUGAACUACACCCCACGGGAAGCCACCCGUGCCUUCAGCCCUCUUCUGUGCCAGACGGGAUGCCUCUGGGGCUGCAAGUAAAGCACCAGUCCCGCUGGCCUCAGCCAGGCCUCUGCCUUGCCUGGGCUCGGCACCCUGAGGAAGCCAGGUCCUGCAGAGUGGCCAGGCUCCUCCUUCCUGACAUCUCUUCUGAGGGGUACUCAGUGCUGCCGCUGAGGUUAAUUCUCUACAUGCUUCUGCUUGGCCUUACUGAGGAGCUUCCAUCCUUCAGCCUUGGGAUGGGCUCCCUUGCACCUCGGCCCGCCUGAGCCUCUGACAAGCACUACUGUCCAUGCUCCUGAGCUAGGAGGAGGCGCUCAAGUGCCUGACCCUGCCUAAUCACACCCAGCCCAGUCAGGAGGGAGGUGAUGCGACAGGCACUCCUCCCCACACCACCACCACACAACUGUCACUGUUGCAGAGCUCAGAGGGACAAGCUCUGGAAAAGUAACCAAGUGGGAAAAAUAAAGCCUUCCUGGAUGACUGGUUCAUUCCUUGCUUCCUCCUCCUCAGCCCACUGGAGCUGGGUAAGGAGUAAGUUUCCGUUGUCCAGGAGCAGGCUGCAGUCUUUCCCGCUGGGCUAUUCUGUUUUCCAGCAGUUUCAAGGAUACAAAGCAAAGUGGAACUGGAGUCAGGGUAGGAAGUGAGGCAGCAGUAGGCCAGCCCAGCCUGCCCAGGCGUCUGUAACAAAAGAGCCUAAACUGAGUGACCCACAAGCAACACAGGUUUGUUUCUCACAGUGCUGCAGGCUGGACACUCGAAGACCAAGGUGACUGCAGAUUCAGAGUCAGUGUCUGCUCAGGGCCCUCUUUGUGACUCGCUUACAGGGCUUGCAGGCGAGGGUCGGGGCUCUGGACUCUCCCUGUCUCCUCUCUUCUACAAGGACAUUAAUCCUAUUCAAUAGGGCUCCGCCCUGUCGACCUAAUCACCUUCCGAAGGGCCCACCUCCUAAUGCCAUCACCUUGGAGAUGAGGAUCUCAGCACUUACAUUUUGGAGAGACAAACAUUCAGACGUUUGGAUACGACAUUGGGAUACAGCAUGUGUCCCUCAGCAGCUAGGGGAGGGCUUACAAAGGGCAGAAAACUAGACAAACUGUACUUAAUAAACCAGAAUAUUAUUCUAGUGCAAGA